Messenger RNA from Cantharellus anzutake, 645 nucleotides. RefSeq lists its product as uncharacterized. NCBI's taxonomy places the organism in Eukaryota, Fungi, Basidiomycota, Agaricomycetes, Cantharellales, Hydnaceae. Bases 120 to 506 code for a protein of 128 amino acids. The transcript has 5 exons. The record is from RefSeq and is a predicted model, not a curated record.
AAGGGUCCCACAGCGGUUGAGCCGCGGAGCUCAACCAAUGAUAAUGCGAUCUAUCCCUUUUCCCCGUCUCUUCCUCUGCCCUCGCGCCACUUCCCGCCGUCAUCCUAGUGCACCUCACUAUGCCGUUUCCCUUAACGGUCUCGUUCUAUUUUUUCCUUACCCCUUCCCCAAUCUUGUCAUGUGCCCUACCUCUGGACACUUGUAAGGGAAAGCAGGCAGAAGCGACGGCGACUGAUUUGCUGUGGCAUUUUACUGUGACAAGGACUCCAGCAAAUUACCGUGAUGGCGAGUACGUCGUUGCACAGAGGGGACACCUCUGCAAUGGUCAUUCGUGUUGCCGAAAGAGUCUGGGAGUGCAAGUACCAUCAGCCAAGGUAGCGAGCCUGGAAGCAUGUUGGCGCAAUCAUAUCCGAAACUAUAGCCUCCAGAAACAGAGCAAGUUGGAGAACGAAGAGAAAGCGUAUGCAAAAGGAUUGUCUGAGCUCGUUGUAGAAGCGGGAUUUUGAGGAUUGCACUUUUGAACAUGAACAAGAGCACGGAAGGAUAUCUGCCAAGCAGGGCUGUCCUUGCUCAGACGCCAAGAGACACCACCGACCAGCAAUAAUCACGGCGGUUCGGUUUCAUGCCGAGCAAUAUUAAUUUAGA